UGCUGACUGGUGCAAGUGAUGGAACAGCGCUUUCAAUGAGCCUAUGAGGAGGCAGAGAGCAAGUGCAGCGAGGAGAGAAACCUAAAAGUUAAGUUCUUUGCAGCAAAGGCCCUGUAGAUCAGGACGCACCUCAACGGCUCGUAUGAAUUGAUAAAACGUAAGGAACCUCUCAGCAGAUAUGAGAGUAUUAAUAGACUGACUACCCGGGAUUGUUCAAGUUUGGGCUGGGGGGUCAUUUAGUAAACGGAGGGACAAAUAGUGAUUUGUGUGGGAGGAAGAAUAAAAAAUGGUGGCACCUUCAUAGUGAGCUGUGAGUUAGGUGUGAUUUUUACCAUCUACAGCGUGCGUGUGAACUGGUCUCCAGUUUGGUUGCAGGUUUCUGCUGAGCAGAAAGUGUGGUGUCUUGAUUUGACUUGACUUGACUUUGCUGCUUCUGAUAGGAAAUCCGUUUCCUGGCACUGAAUGCAACCACAGACAGCCACACACUUGCAUAUAUAAAGUUAUGGACUCCACUUCACUGCUGUCUGUAGUAGGCGGGGCUCUCUUCCUGUCAAUCAUACUUGCAACCAGUCUUUGUACAUACUGCUGGCGGUAUAAACAACCGACAUCCAUCCCUCAGAGGUCCAGUGACUCCAGUCCAGCACCAUUUGUGAUUCGGCAUCCCCAGUCGACAUAUGUGCCCCAUCAAGACACUCACAGGAUUGGCAGUAUACCUUACCCACUAGCCAAUUCACUUAGUUCCCCAUCUAUUACUGUCACAAAGCUGCCCUCCUGCCCUCCCUCAGAAACUGGAAGUCAAGCCAGUUAUGUGAAUCAAAGCGGGGAGGAGGGAAGCAACAAUCAAGUCGAAGACCAUGACAGUGAAGAUGAACUGAACAGGAACUACAUUAUUGUGCUUCCAGAAUCCCCAGGCACACAGGCUUCAUCCCACAGUUCAGAGAAAACUUAUAUCAAUGAAGAGAUAAGUGGCUCUGAGGAUGACUCUAACUCAGACUGUCACGAUUAUGAAAAUUUACGGAAUUCUUCAGAGCCCCAUAACCAAACCUCUCGUCUGUCCCGUGGAAGUGUGAGCAGUGAUGAUGAUCGGGGCAGCUCUGAUUAUGUCAACACAGAGCCUAACUUAUUAUGAUCCAGGAUUUACCUUUUAUCAAGUGAGGUGGUUAGAGGCCUGAAAAUCAUCCCGUCUCCAGAUAUACCCAUGCUUUGAAUUUUGAAGUGGAGCACCACCAAGAAAGCAUUGAACCACUGCCACCUCACAGAAAACUCCACUUCCUCCCUCUGUCUUGCUGACGAUACCUGAGAAUAUCUUUUUUUUACAUAUUUGCUGUUUACUACGCAUCCAGGCUUUUGCCGCCAAAAAUGAGUGCAGAGAAUCUCUUUGUAAUAUACAGCUUUUAUACAGUCAAAUGUUUAUAACAUUUAGUUAUUGGUUUGUAAAUGUGGAAAUAAAGUUAAUCACUAAUUUACAUCAUGUCUGUUGCUAUAAUAUGGACAGAAAUUUAAUGUAAGAAAAACUUGAAAGGCAUUUUCUAGGCACUGAAUGCAGUAAAAAUAAAAUCUUUUUUAUAAAAGAAUUACAUUUAAAACAAAUCAUGAGACAAAACGAAAAAGAGAGUUUAAAAAUUUAUUUUUAUAAACUUUUUUUUAUUUUUUUGUUCUUUUUUUAACCAUUUAUUUGCUUAUUUAAUAAGGGGGUUGAGGACAAAGGGAGAGGUCACUGUAUUUUUUAUAAAAAUGUCCCUCAUUCUUUCCAUUUUUUGUCUUGCUCACUCGUUCCCUCUUUCUGAUUUAGACACUUGUGUCCCCAUCCACUCAAAUUAAAAAUAGCAAAAGGGAGGGGAAGGGAGGGGGGAUAAAACAAGCACAUUCAGUCUUGCCAAAGGUGAAUAAAAACAAAAUCUUUUUUUUUUCUCCAUUCGUAGAGCAGGUGGAGGGUAUAUACACAUGUGCGAUCCCACAGGAGGAUCACUCUGCUCAU
This is a messenger RNA of Pimephales promelas (fathead minnow), 1978 nucleotides long. It is a transcript of the gene lat, whose product is annotated as linker for activation of T cells. The record is from RefSeq and is a predicted model, not a curated record. Lineage: Eukaryota; Metazoa; Chordata; Actinopteri; Cypriniformes; Leuciscidae.